This is a messenger RNA of Aphanomyces astaci, 564 nucleotides long. RefSeq lists its product as hypothetical. Lineage: Eukaryota; Oomycota; Saprolegniomycetes; Saprolegniales; Verrucalvaceae. The transcript has 2 exons. The record is from RefSeq and is a predicted model, not a curated record. The coding region runs from base 1 to 564 and encodes 187 amino acids.
AUGAGCGACGAUGCUUCAACGACACGCGCCAACACGCGAAACAUGCGCCCGCAAUCCAGUAAGCGUGUGAAAUCAACUGCACGCCGUGCUACAGACCAGGCGCACGAAGACGAGCCAGGCAGCAACGACGUAGUCCUUGCUGACCUCUCUCCCGAAGAACGCACAAUGCGCAGCCCACCUACUGCAAACGCAAAGACGUGGUGGUCUGAAGACGAUGACCUCCUCCUUCUAAUUCAGACAAACAUUGAACGUCCGUUCUUAGCGUUAAAGAACAAGAUGAUGGCGUGGAACGACACCGCAGCCGGCUGCAUGCGCAUCGAUGGGUUUGGCCGCAAGUCGCUAAAUGGGAAGAAGGCCUCGCAACGGUUCCAAUUGCUCCUCGAGAAUCAUCGAAACGGAGAAGACAGUCCUGCUGGACGAAUUGCUCGCGCUGAUGGACGACAACAAGGCUGUCAAGGAAGAGCAGCAUGUGGCCGAGGCAGCUGGCAAGGAGAAGAAAGCGAGCGCUACGGCGUUGAUUCGGGACGAAGCGAUGCAGCGAGCGGCGAAGCGCAAGAGUGUUGA